Nematolebias whitei (Rio pearlfish) is the source of this 4540-nucleotide messenger RNA. RefSeq names its product neurite extension and migration factor b (gene nexmifb). Gene Ontology annotation, cellular component: nucleus. The transcript is spliced from 2 exons. Gene Ontology annotation, biological process: negative regulation of cell-cell adhesion mediated by cadherin; negative regulation of cell adhesion mediated by integrin; negative regulation of neuron migration. NCBI's taxonomy places the organism in Eukaryota, Metazoa, Chordata, Actinopteri, Cyprinodontiformes, Rivulidae. Bases 23 to 4285 code for a protein of 1420 amino acids. The record is from RefSeq and is a predicted model, not a curated record.
GGUAUGUGCACAGAGUGGUGAUAUGAGUCUGUGCAGACUUGUCAAUGCUGCAACUUCCUCACCUGCUCCUGCUGCAGAGACUUCACAACGGGCCUGCCCAACACACCAGAAGAACGCUCCUACGCCGCCAUCCCUCCCCUUGGCCCUUGGCACUCAUCACUCUCUGAGCCUAACUGUGGCCCCCUGCUCUCCAUCCAGUGAUGCUUCAACUCUAGUCCCCAACCUUCAACGUGCACCCACAUCACUUCCCAACCCAGCUGUAAGCUCCUGGAGUCCAACAGGAGACACACAGAAAACAUCCCCUACACUGGCCAUUACCCUUCCUCUAUCAACUACAAUGAUGGAGCCCAGCACAGUGUCUGUCCUGACAGAGGAGUGUCUUCUUCAGCCAGCCAGAACCUGCCUCGGUUGCUUUAUAGAAACCCGUGAUGCCUCUGACCCUAAUUCCAUCCAGAAUCCACCCCAUGAUCCUAACAACAACUCUGAUGCAGACCCUGGGUUGAGCGUUAGGAUAGGGGAUGUGAGUCGAGAGGAUUUCUCUGACAUCAACAACAUCAGCAUUCAGUGCCUAAGCCAUGCAGGGGAGGCAGUGAGUCACUACGGGGAGCAGCUCCUCUCUGACCAGCUGCUUAGCUUUCCUCUUCCAAAAGCCCCAAGUGAGGGCAAGAGAGCAGACGGAAACAAAACAGAGGAAUGUGAUGACCCAGAAGAUGAGGCAACUGCCAAGAACUUGUAUGAGGGACUGUUACUGGACAAAGUCAGUGGAGAAGAGGUAUUGCUGGCUAAUGCUAGUCAGGACUGGGGAUACUUUGAGUCCUUCAUCAGCGAGAGUAAGAUGGAACUGUUGGACCUUUGCUCUAAAAAUGAGCUAUCAGUCAACCUCUUUUCUGAGGAGGAUGUUGACAAUCUCUUUGAUGAUGAAGACGACGAUUCAACGCUAAGCAGCGACGUCUGCUCGCUUAAGAUUCGCUACGAGUCUUUCCAGGACAACAUGAGGGAAAAAACAAAUGUGCUCCAAGAGGAGACACAGUUCAACUUCUUCCCCACCCUCCUGGCCAACUGUGCCAAAAAAGAGGAAGGAGCACCUGUCUUGAGGAGGAGCGUUGAAGAGACGCAGACCAAAACUGAGGAGCUAAUUGGGGAGACAGCGCUAGAAGGAAAAGGUGGAGAGUGCAGUGGUAGGAGCCCACUUGAUGGCUCUCAAGACUCCCCCAUGUCCACCUCCAAGGUCAGCUACCUAAUAGACUUCAAUUCCACAGAAGAGUCAGGAGAGUUCAGCGAUGACAGCUCCUGCACUGGCUCCUCCUUGGAUACCCUGCAAGACGGCAAGUUUAAAAAGGCCCACUCUAAGAGAUUUCUCAGCCCCUCAAACCCUCUCAACUAUGGGCUACGCUCCAAGAGAAAGGUUCGAUACAGCGAUGAUUACUUGUAUGAUGUUGACUCACUUGAAAGUGAAAAGAAUGCUGAAAAAAAAGAGAAAGCUCCCGCUGGUCAGAAAGAGGAGGAAGACGUUGACUGGUGCCCCAAAAAACGUCGGAAAUCCAGUCGAAAAGAGCCACCCGUCGUCAUCAAGUACAUCAUCAUCAACAGGUUUAAAGGGGAGAGACUCAUGUCAGUGAAACUGGGCAAGCUGAACCCUGUGGAUGCGACUGUGAGCUUAAAUGCCGACACAGUGAGCAAAUAUGAGACACUGGCUCCUCUGAAGGAUUUCUGGCAGGAGAAGCAAAGAGAGAGACAGGAACGGCUUAAGCUGGUUGCCAGAGAUAAACAACAACGUGGUUUUCAUCUAAAUGGACGCCAUCAUCGGCCUUUUAAUUCUAGUCAUCCCAAAAGGAAAUACAAGAUUGCAAACAGGCUUAAGGUUCAGAGAAUUCAAACUGUGGAGCAAUCAGUAACAACACAGGGUACCUUUCUCUCUGAUCAGAGCCACACAGGUGUCAGUAAAGAGGACCCCACCCCCACCGUAGAGGAAAUAAUAGCAGCCCCAGGCCUCCCAGACACAUUAGACACAAACUUCAUCACACACACAAUCACAACCAAGAGUCGCUCCCAGGAGCUAGCAGAGAGGGAGGGAAGAAGACUGGGAGGAAAUAAAAUAGUCAGGAUAAGGAAAUUCAAAAGUGAAGCCAGGCUGAGGAGUAAGAAAAUGAAAGAGGCAGAAGGGGAAGAGGGAAGGAGUGUGAGAAAUGAAACAGAUGCCUGUGUCAGUGCAGCACAGAUUGAGGAUCCUAUUGCUGGGUUAGAACAGGCAGGCAUUAGUUCAACUACAGUCAAACCCCAUUUCUCAGACAAUAACACCACAGCUAACGCAUCAGAGGAGAAAUUUCCCUUUGUUUCAUCCACCUGCUCUCCUGACAAAGGGACCUCCUCAGAGGAGGUGGAGACAAGUGUCCCUGUCAUCCCAGGGGGCUACCUGCAGACCCUGUUAGAUGCCACAGACUCCUCUAGUGGAGCAGCUAUCUCAUAUUUCCCCCAGCAGUCCUCUAGGCAGCAGUAUUCUCUGGGGCUGUCCCUGGAGGAGAAGCAGUUUUCCUCUCUGCAGCUUGCUCAGAGCUGUGUCCUCUCACCUCCAUCUGAGUCGGAGCUCCAGCAGUCUCCCCAAAACUGCCCUAGCUUUCCCCAGAUGUGGCACCCACAGCUGUGUGCAAAUCACAACCAGAGCUUUGGGUCUGAGACCCCUGAGACUCCCAUCUUACCCAACACCUUCCCUGCUGCUGUGCCCCUGAAUGACAACCUGCCAGUGUCUAACUACAGCCAGUUGAGCCCUGAGGCUGACAGGCUGCUUUAUGAGAAGAGCUACCUGACUGAGGCGGGGCUGCAGCCUGGGGCAGAUCUGCAAGUGUGUCAGUCUGCCUGUGUGGAGGGCCAGGUGCAAUACCAAAGAGGGUCCCUGUGCACAGACAAUGGGAGGCUCAUCAGCUAUGACUCAGUGGGCUCUCUGUCAGCCUCCUCCAGCAAUUACAGCUCUCUCAGCCUCAAGUCUUGUGAGCGAGAGGGUGAGGAGGAAGGCCGAGACAGCUUCUUAGCUCAUUGCAGUCCUAAAGUGGUGAUUCAGCAAAGUGUGGAUGCCCUUACCCCACUCAGGGAGUCCUCAGACCUGCUGGAUAUCUCCAACUUCACUCCUGACAAGUUCAGACACUCAUCGCUGUCAGAGCUUUCCCCUCCUGAGACCCCCAAUUUGUCCCCCCAGGUGGUGGGGCGUGAAAUGAAGAUGGCAGGCAAUGUUGGAGAGUACCAGGAUGUGAAUGAUAUGACUAUAGACUGCAACAGGGAGGUAAAGUGGAACUGUGAUGCCAUACAGCAACAAGAAUGCACUGCAAAUGCAUACACGGUAGAGGAUAGCCAGUUUCCACUGCACAACUUCAACAGUCAGGAUGUCAUAGGUUUAGAUAAAAAGGAGCUGGGAGUUACUGAAUUUAAUGAACAGACUGGUGCGAAAAACAUAAAGUCAAAGAGGAAAGGUAACUGCAAACAGACAGCUGCAGGACAGAGCCCAAAGAAAGCCCGGGCACCCAGAGCUCCCAAGUCUGAAAAGGUCAAAACUCCCAAACAGAACUCUCGGUCGACCAAAAAAAUAAAGGCCAUGUUAGAGGGCAAGGCAGCAAAGAACCAAGCAGGUGGCACAGGCCUGACUGACAGUAGCAGCACUGGGGACUGGCCUGGCACCGGCUGGUCAGAGAACAACAGCCUGGUAGGAGAUGACCAGAGAGAAUUUGAGGAGCCUUCCAAUAUUCUGUCCAACAUCGUCUCCGGCAUGGCCGAGGUCCAAAGAUUCAUGAUGGCCUCUAUCGAGCCACUGUGGAAUCCUAUGUCUGAGGCGUGCAUGCCCUCAGAGGCCAACAGCCUCAACCUAAAGACCCUCAAAAUCUUAGCUGGAACGGAGGCUGACCUGAAGAAAAAAGGAUCUGUGCUAACGGGAGCCGGCAGAGGCAGAAAGUCUGGAGGGAAAGGAGGCAAAAAUCAGGCCAAAUUCACGCCAUCUCACCCCCUGUUCCCUCAGUUAGCACUGGGCUGCAACAUGUUCGAUAAACCCAGCUUUAUUAACCCCGGGCCUGCGCACAAAAAGCUAUACCGCCACAAGACAAGCGCUAAGUUCCCUCGGAUUGAGACACUGAAGGGGAAACGAGCUGAGAGAGACCCAAAUAAGGACAUAGCACUGAUGACCUCUUUUGAGAAACUGAGAAUAUGGAUGUCCUGUUGUUGCUGUUCUUCAUACACUGCCUGGCUCAUUUCAAGAGGGAAGCCUACACUUAAUGAGCCCUAUUUAAGCCCAAGACAUCUUUAAACACAAAAAGAUGGGACCAUUUUGUAUCGUUGACAUAUCAGACACCUUGUCUUUUUUCUUUCUUUCUACCCUCAAAGUUGGAAUGACUCCCUGUGUUCUUUUACUGAGUGUAUCUUUUACUUGUGGAGUUUUAGAGGAACUGGUGAUAUAAAUUUACAUUUUUACGCCUUGCAAAUUCAUAAAAGCUCCACCCUCAGAGUAUUUUUGUCAAUGUUGUUGUACAGAGGACAUGCAAUAUUUGCAAAAAAAAAAAAA